AUGUACAAGGUAUUGGAGCGGAUUAUCCUGGACCGACUCAUUAAACACGGCGAAGAAGCAACGCGCGUCGAGCAAGCUGGCUUUCGUCCUGGUCGAUCUACGAUUGACCAAGUUUUCGUCGUUAGGAAAGUGAAGAAAUUUUGGGAGCGGUAUUCGAAGCCAAUGCAACUAGCGUUUCUGGACUUUGAAGCCGCGUUCGACUCUCCUCACCGAGGCCGUCUUGUCAACGCGCUUCGCGCCGAUGGAGUACCAGGAAAGUUCGUUCGCUUGCUCGAUGACAUGAAUCAACGAACAACUGUUGCAGUUCGAACACCAGCCGGAUAUACAACACCAUUUGAGGUGGUAACUGAAGUAAGACAAUAG
Messenger RNA from Necator americanus (New World hookworm), 363 nucleotides. RefSeq lists its product as uncharacterized. The transcript has a single exon. Lineage: Eukaryota; Metazoa; Nematoda; Chromadorea; Rhabditida; Ancylostomatidae. The coding region runs from base 1 to 363 and encodes 120 amino acids. The record is from RefSeq and is a predicted model, not a curated record.